Molecule: messenger RNA, 1957 nt
Organism: Myotis lucifugus (little brown bat)
Lineage: Eukaryota; Metazoa; Chordata; Mammalia; Chiroptera; Vespertilionidae
Gene: ZNF688
Product: zinc finger protein 688
Exons: 3
Coding region: 62-928 (288 amino acids)
Biological process (GO): regulation of transcription by RNA polymerase II
Molecular function (GO): RNA polymerase II cis-regulatory region sequence-specific DNA binding; DNA-binding transcription factor activity, RNA polymerase II-specific
Source: RefSeq, a predicted model, not a curated record
GCAAAGGGAGGUGCUGCCCGCCUCGACCGUCCAUCUUUCUCGAAGGCGAGAAGGCUCCCCCAUGCCUCCCCUCCGUUCCGUCUCCCCCCUAAAGGCGGCCAUUUUAUUUGAGGGCAAGUGGGCGAGGAAACGGGGAAGGCAGGCGGGCGCCAUGUUUGAUGUGAUCAGGGGACGGCGCCCUCAAGAGCGGCCGCGACAGCUGAAGCCGGGAUGUGGCCCUGUUUCCGAAGGCCCCUUCCGGGCCCCUCGGCCCGGGAGUCUAUGGCCACGCUGCCCGGAAGUGAAUAAACACCGAGGGGUUGGAUGCCCCGGCCCCAAACCAGACCUCAUCUCUUGGAUGGAGCAGGGGAGCGAGGCGUGGAGCCCGGCCGCCCAGGAUCCUGAGCUGGGGGAACGCGUGGGAGGAGCCCUGCGAGGAGGUGCCCCAAACAAGAAGGAAGAGGAACCCAAAGCAGUGCCAGGAGCCAGGAGCCCCAGAAAGACUCCCGGGAAGGAUCGGCCCGGGGAGCCGGUUCAACACCACCCGGACUGGGCCCUCAGCAAGCCGCCCCCGCCCGCGCCCACGAAAGCCUGGGACCCGGGCUCAGGGGCGCCGCCGCCAGCCCCGGGGCCCAGCCGGGGCUCGCAGGCCCGCCAGCGGCGCCACGUGUGUGCGGACUGCGGUCGCCGCUUCACCUACCCGUCGCUGCUGGUCAGCCACCAGCGCAUGCACUCGGACGAGCGGCCCUUCCCCUGCCCCGAGUGUGGCAUGUGCUUCAAGAGGAAGUUCGCGGUCAACGCGCACCAGUGGAUCCACCGCUCCUGCUCCGGGGGCCGGCGAGGCCGGAGGCCUGGCAUCCGCGCUGUGCCCCAGGCCCCGGUUCGGGAUGACCGGGACCCGCCGGUGCUGUUCCGGCACUACCCGAACAUCUUUCAGGAGUGCGGGUGAGUGGCUCCCACGCGUGGGGCUGAGCCUGACCUCGGCGAUAGGGACUGACUGGGCCCUGAGGGAGAUUCCUAAAUCAGGGACUUGGGAACCCAGGUUCAUCCCUUGGGCUUCCCUCAAGGAUCCCUCAGGUUUUCAAACAUGUAGAAAGGAAAGUGCCUGUAAAGAUUCACCUAGAUUCAACUUGACGCCCCUCUCCCCGGUUUUUCUAAAAAAUGAGUGAGACGCUUUCAGUAGCAGGUGCAACCAAGAUCUUUCCUGUCUCAAAAACCACCCCUUGCUGCUUAUCUGCAUGAGAGGUAAACGCUGAGGACUGGGGCCUGGGGAGGGGCCCAGGUGGAGGUGGUCAGCCUGGCCAGCUGACUCCGGCAGGGAGCCCAGCACAGAGCCAGUCUGCACAGCACCGCUGGCAAGUCGGCCCUCCCCAGCCUCACUCCCUCGUCUGUAAAAUGAGGGUUACUAAUGUCUACCUCAAGGGAAAGGGCUACUGUGAAGACUGAAAUGUAAACAAUAUAGUAUGUAUGACAGUAAAUGUGCAAUAAAUGUGUUGAAAGAGUGAGUUAUCGACAUUUUACACUUCAGAAAGGCUAAGGAGGCAGGGCAUGGAUAUCAAUAGCCAUGUUUUGCAGAUGAGUGGACUGAGGCUCAGAGAUUAAGUGAUUUUUCCCCCCAACAUUCCACUGCUUUAAAACAGCAAAGCUGGAAACUGACACAGAGCCCCAAUAUUUCUACCACUUUCUCUGAGCAGUCAGUAGAACACAGGUCCCGCCCAGAUGAGAGUGAGGUGAGAGCUGAAAUCUGGGCAGGAAGCCAGUGGGACAGCAAACAACAGCAACUACAGGAAAGGUUUUUUGGUCGUGGCCAGCUAGCUCAGUUGGUUAGAGCAUCAUCUGAAUAUGCCAAGGUUGUGGGUUCUAUCCCCGCCCAGGCCACAUACCGGAAUCAGCCAGUAAUACAUGGAUAGGUGGAACAAUGGGUCGCUGUUUCUAUGUAUCUCUUGUCCUUUCUCUCUCAAUCAAUAAAUGAAUUUUU